AAAAGGUCUUAUUGGUAUGUAUAUAAUGUAUAGAAUGGCUUGUAUAGAAUAUUUCUGUGUUUGUAUAUGCUCAAUUGCCUAACAUGAAUUUAACACUUGAGGUAAAGGACAUUAUGACCAUGUGAAACCUGACCAUUUUUCCAUUUGAACCCAUCUGAUCAAAUCAAUUAAAUUAUUUCUGUGACAGUAACACAGACACACAACACUGUCAGCUCAGUUCAUUGUUGGAUGUCACAGCAUCCAAAACAUGUAGCGCAACGAGGAAAAAAUGAGGCAUGCUGGGAUUGUAAUGGAAAGUUCAGCUCUUCUCCAAGUGGGGUCCUGCUCAUAAACUGUACUGAAUCCAGUCACACGGGGAAUCAUACAGUACAAGUAAGCUGAUCAUUUAUUUACUCUGCAGUGAGUCAGGGCAGUAAAAUGUGUGUGUGUGUGUGCGUGUGUGUGUUUUGAGUGAAUCAUUUUGAGUAAUUAUUCACAGUUGGAAUAUUAUAUUAACCAUUUUCUUUGACUAGAUUAUUCUCCACUAUGACAGUUUUAUUCUGUUGCUUUUCAUUAAGCAUAGACAUCUGAAAUUAAAGGGAAUUAUGUUAUUGCGGCAUUAUCCAAAAAAACUGGGUUAUAUUGAUUAGUCUGAGAGAUGCAGGCAGUCCGUAUUACCCCCCCCCCAUCCUCAUCCUCCUCCUCCUCCUCCCUUCAUCCGUCCAUCAUACAUUAAUCCGAGUGUUAGUGUUGCAUUCGACCAUAACAAUAGACAUAUGGUAGUAUUUAGGAUUACUCCUAAUUCUUUCAUUACUAAAUGUCUGGAGUGUGUUUUCCCACAUCUGCUUUGUUUUAUGGCCAGUUCACUCUUCAGCUGCUAUGGAUCUGGACGUAGUGACCUUAUUUGCCAUUGCUGUGGGGACGCUCGCUGUUCCACUUUUACUUUUCACUGCAUCCUUCAUGCUGUGGCCUUCAUCGCUUAUCAGAGUUUAUUUCUGGUACUGGAGGCGCACCCUGGGUCUGCAGGUGCACCAUGCCGAUUGUGGAGGCUAUCGGUUUUGUUACUCUUCCAGAGGAAGGCCUAGCGUCAGACCCUCCAUCCUCAUGCUGCAUGAUUUCUCUGCUCACAAAGACACAUGGCUCUCUGUGAUUAAGUACCUUCCAAAGCAUCUGCACCUUCUGUGUGUGGACAUGCCUGGGCAUGAGGGGACAACACGUACCAGUGCAGAAGACUACUCCAUCCAGGGACAGGCUAGGAGAAUACACCAGUUUGUAGAAACUAUUCAUCUGAACUGGAAACCCUUUCACUUGGUGGGCACCUCAAUGGGAGGAAAUGUAGCAGGAGUGUACGCAGCCUGCUACCCCGCUGACCUCUGCAGCAUGACACUCAUCUGUCCAACUGGUGUAAAAUGCCCUUCCAAGACUAAAUUCGAUAAGCACAUGCGUGAGUUGGAGCUCAGUGAGGACACGCUUGGCGUCUCUCUCAUCCCAUCUACGCCACAAGAGAUGGAGGACAUGCUGAAGCUCUGCUCCCAUGUCCGCUUUAAAGUCCCCCAUCAGAUUCUUCAGGGUCUGGUGGAUGUACGACUUCCACACAAUGAAUUUUAUCACGAAGUGUUUAAGGAGAUUAUGAAGGAGAAAUCUAAAUACGCCCUGCAUGAACACAUGCACCUGAUAACCACCCCUGUUCAAGUCAUUUGGGGAAAGCAGGAUCAGGUAGUGGAUGUGUCUGGUGCAUGUUUGCUGGCUGAAGCUCUGCCAAGUUGUCGUGUGGACCUGCUGGAGCAUUGCGGUCAUUCUGUAGUAAUGGAGCGACCCCGACACACUGCCAAACUGAUCCUGGACUUCGUUAUCUCUCAGAGGAGUUUACCAAAUACCACAACCAAGAAGAAAUUCUAAGGCUUCCUUAUUGACGAAUCAUUUAGCUAAUAGUUAGACAAGACAGUAAGAUUAUAGAAGGUAGAUCAUAUUUUAUCCUUUUUUAUUAUUCUAAAUUAAACUAAAUUUUGAAUGCAAUAUGAAAUAUAUUUAGAUGUUAUUGCUAAACGGGGACUAGUGACCGUCACUGGUCUGUGAAGAGUUUUUUUUUUUUAAAUGUUACAGUGAUGAGUUGUUAUUGAUAAAAUGUUUUGCAGUUAAUAAUUUCACACUUUUAAUUAAAUGAGCUUAAUCCAAAGUUCAAGAACUUACAGAGAUUCUAAAUCUAAUUGCAGUUUGUGAUAAAACUGUGAAAGAUGCUGUUACUCCACUUAAAG
This is a messenger RNA of Hemibagrus wyckioides, 2234 nucleotides long. It is a transcript of the gene abhd6b, whose product is annotated as abhydrolase domain containing 6, acylglycerol lipase b. The record is from RefSeq and is a predicted model, not a curated record. Bases 859 to 1878 code for a protein of 339 amino acids. NCBI's taxonomy places the organism in Eukaryota, Metazoa, Chordata, Actinopteri, Siluriformes, Bagridae. The transcript is spliced from 8 exons.